CUCUUCUCUAUCUUCACCUUCAUCUUCUUCUUCUUCUCUCUAUCUCCUUCCAACAGCAUGGUUAACAUCAUCAUCUCAUAAUUAUCAUAAUUUUCUGUGUCUUGGUGAUAUAAUUUAUUUUAAUUUUUCUCUUUCCUUUCAAACCAAAAGCUUUUUCUCAGCCCUGAUUAUAAUUUAUUCAACUUAAAAGCCUCCUUUCCCUUAUUAUUAUUAUUUUUCAUCAUCUUCCUCCUCAUCAUCCUCCCUAUCUUCAUCUCUCUCUCCAUGCUAUUAUUAUUAUUAUUAUUAUAACUAUUACUAUAGUUAUAUUAUUAUUAUGAUGAUGAUAGCUAAACCUUAGCUAUUAUUAAUAUUAUUAUUACUAUCAUCACCAUUAUUAUUAUUAUUAUUACUUUUAUUAUUAUUAUUAUAUUACUUUACAAUGACAACCUUCAUUCAAACCUCUCACGGAUCAUACAUAACACAACAACAACAACAACAAGCAACAUCUCCUCCUAACCUUGUGAAUACACUUUCAUCUUGUUCAUCAUCAAUUAAUCCACAAGCCAUUUACACCUCAUCUUCAUCGCCAUCAUCUUCAAUCGUAUCUGGAUCAUCAGCUACAUUAUCAUCUUUACCUUUAGUAUCUACAUCACCAUCCUCAUCAUCUCUAACUGAUUUAUCUGCACCAAUAUCAUCCAAUAGUAAUAAUACUACACUUUUAACCUCAUCUUCUGGAGUUUCUUCGGUUUCACAUCUUCAGUCUCACCAACAACAACAACAACAACUUUCACUUGCAUCUUCUAUUUCUGUUUCUGGUUCUUCCGUUGCCUCUGGUGUUGCUGGUGGUUCUUUUUCAUCUUCAUCUGAAUCUCAGCUGAUUCAUACAACACAAUCUUUCGGAUCAAGUGCAACUACGCUUAUAUCAAGUCAAGGAGGUUCUUUGGUUUUGUCUCCACGAAAUGUUCCUGGUUUAUCUUCUUACUCUACAGCUAAUCAAACAACAAUCAUGUUACCUUUACAAGGAAAUGGAAAUACCAACAAUGGAACGGGAUCUGUGAAUGAUCAUCUAAUUGGAAAUCAAAUUUUAUCUUCUAUCCCAUCAUCUCAACAAAUUGUUAGUCCAAUGGUUCCUCUUUUAUUAACCAAUGGUCAAUUUAUUUCCACUGGUAUACCAUCACAAGGAGCUUUUUCCUUACCUCAAUCAAAUUCAACCAGUUCUUCAGUGACACAAUCAACAACAACAUCAAGUCAACAAUCUCACCCACAGUCACAACAAUACCAAUUUGGUAAUUUUAUUGGUACAAGUUUGGCUACAUCUUUACCUAACAAUGGAUCGACACAAUUUGUUACCAAUGGAUCUGGCCAAAUAUUUGCAAUAAGUCCAUCGAUAAUUAACAAUCUUAAUCAACAGCAAUCAUCAGCCAUUAAUUCACUACAAACCCAUCAAUCAUCUUCAGCAUUUAUUCAAGUGGUCACUCCAAAUGGAAUCGCUUUAGUGCCAGCCAAUCAAAUCAUUUCUGAUCAACCAUUAAUGUCAACAAUCAGUACUAAUCAAAUGGAUAAUAGCUCAAUACACCAGCAACAACAACAAUUACUUCAACAACACCAACAACAGACUCACCAUAAUAGUAAUUCUGGUUUACCAGAAAGGGAAAGAACCAAUAAACGUGGAAACCAGAAAAAUUUUUACUCAAGGACUGAAGGCAGUGGUGGUCAUAGUGGACCAAGUCAUAGCCGAAUGUUGAAAAAGUCCGCCUUGGCUCAAGCACAGUUACAGCAAUUACAACAACAGCAAAUGAAUCAAGCAAUACAAGUAUCACUUUCAUCUAGUGUAUCAACUUCAUCUACAUCAACAUCAACAACAAACACUAAAAAUUCUGGUCGAAUUGUUAAUUCAUCUAAUCAUGCUUUUGCCCCAUCGUCUUUAUCCUCUUUAACUUGUUAUAAUCGUUCAACUGAUGUAAAAAAAAUAACAAUGAAUAAUAAUAACAAUUCUAGUAGUACAAAUUGUUCAACCCAACAAGCCAUGUAUUUGGGUAAUCAGACCAAUACAAUACCCAAUUCAGUUGAAUCGCAAACACCAUCGCCUCCUCUAUCAACAGCAAGCUCUAUGGAACCAGAAUCAAAUCAAGCAACUGUAGCUCAAACGAUAAACAAUGGGGAUGUUGCGGUUGUAGAUGGUGUUAAUUUGGAAGAAGUUAAAGAAUUCGCUCGACAAUUUAAAUUACGUAGAUUAAGUCUCGGAUUAACACAAACUCAAGUUGGUCAAGCUUUAUCAGCAACAGCAGGACCUUCAUACAGUCAAAGUGCAAUUUGCAGGUUCGAAAAGCUUGAUAUUACUCCAAAAAGCGCAUCGAAGAUCAAACCAGUUCUAGAAAAGUGGAUGCACGAUCUUGAGAUUCGAUGCCGACAAGGAAACACCGAUCCAGCGAGUUUCACUGGUAAUCCUAAUUCAAAGAAAAGAAAGAGACGAACAUCUUUCUCGCCCUCGGCAUUGGAAGUACUGAACAUUUUCUUCGAGAAAAACACUCACCCUUCAAGUAGUGAGAUGACAGAAUUAGCCGAUAAAUUAAAAUACGAUCGGGAAGUAGUUCGAGUUUGGUUUUGUAAUAAACGACAAGUUCUUCGUAAUAAUGUAAAAAAAUCAGACCCUCCCUUGUCAUUAUUAACAUUAACAUCUCGAGCUGCUAAGGCGAAAUCAUCGGGAACUGUAACUACCGGAACAUCAACAAAUACCAACAAUGGUUCAAAUCCAAGUAACAAUAAUUCAUUCAAUUAGAUUAAUCUAAUGCUUUUUAAUUUUAACUAUUUUUUUUCUCGUUCCAAUUGAUCUCAUUCAAUUUUAACUAUUCUGACUACUAUGUAUUCAUCUUAUUAUUUUACAUUUAACAACCGCAAGUGUCACAAUUUACAUGUACAACUUUUCAUCAAACAAAUUCUCAACACCCAAUAUUUCAUCAUCUCAUCAACAAGGAUUAUCAAAUAAUCCACUACCAUAAAUAUAUUAUAUGUACAGUAUAAUUUAAGCACCAAGUUUAACCAGAUUUUCAAACGAUGACCACAGAAAAGGAUUGAAUUUUAAACUUUUUAGAUAAUAGUCGACAGCCUUUUCGUAUCGUUCCGUUUUACUACAAAUUAAAGCCAACAUUUGAGCUGCGAAUGCGGCACUUUUACCAAAUUCUUGUAUAAUGUCUUCUGACAAAGGACAAAUUCUCCGAACAGUUAAAUUUACCCAAUAAAACCUCUUCGGUUUCA
Messenger RNA from Panonychus citri (citrus red mite), 3237 nucleotides. RefSeq names its product POU domain, class 6, transcription factor 2-like. Gene Ontology annotation, molecular function: RNA polymerase II cis-regulatory region sequence-specific DNA binding; DNA-binding transcription factor activity, RNA polymerase II-specific. NCBI's taxonomy places the organism in Eukaryota, Metazoa, Arthropoda, Arachnida, Trombidiformes, Tetranychidae. The transcript is spliced from 3 exons. The record is from RefSeq and is a predicted model, not a curated record. The coding region runs from base 422 to 2761 and encodes 779 amino acids. Gene Ontology annotation, biological process: regulation of transcription by RNA polymerase II.